This is a messenger RNA of Triplophysa dalaica, 3786 nucleotides long. RefSeq lists its product as uncharacterized. The coding region runs from base 326 to 2557 and encodes 743 amino acids. The transcript has 4 exons. NCBI's taxonomy places the organism in Eukaryota, Metazoa, Chordata, Actinopteri, Cypriniformes, Nemacheilidae. The record is from RefSeq and is a predicted model, not a curated record.
AAACCCUCAGAGGAUUUAAAAGUAAAGAAGAGAUUUCUUCUUUACAUUUGUCCUUAAAAGAGCAUCAAUUAGCCCUAGAAAUAAAAAAAUGACACGACCUCGGUUAGAAUACGGACUGCAUGGUUGAAAUUGCGUAGGCAAAAGCACGCGCUCAAUAGUUGCCUCACAAAGUGUGGGCGCCAGAGGGAAAGAGAGUCUGCGGCUCAGUGUUGGCGGGGCCGCUUCUGCCAAUAUCUUCUCCAUCUGCUCUGUUUCACAUUUGACAAUCGCUGACGGAUCGAACAGGAAUUUGUCGCGAACUCCAUCCCCACUCGACUUCAACCAUAUGAAUUACUCGCGACGCGUCGCUAUUUGGUUACUCGCGUUAUCUGUCCAACUUAUUCAGGCAUGUGUGCAUUGCGGUAGGUUGGAGAUGAUAUCCGUUUGGCUCCUCUUUUUAAAGCUGCUGAGAGCAACAGCUGGUGUGAGACAGUCAAAUGGAAAUGAACUAAAUGAAGGCCAAAGCAGCUCUGUAAAUCAGCAACAACAAGAGCAGGAAUACCUCUCUGAAGCGGUAACCAUGGAGACCAGCCAGCUUUCAGAAAUGGCUGAUAUAACAGACUGUAAAAUGGAUCCCGGGUGUACAGACGACCAGAAAAGCCGGUUAAGUGAGCAGGAGGAAGAGAAAGAAUGUUUUGAAACAUAUUUCUCAGAGGACCUGGAGACCACAAAGAGCAACUCGGAAGAAGAAAUGGACGGGCAAGAAAGCAAAGGCAUAGAUGAAUGUGAGGGCUCAGGUGAAUCUGAUGAGAGCAUAGACUCACAAGAAGGCAUUUCGGUCAAGGUCAAAGAAGAAGAGCAGUCAGAUUGUAGAGAAUCAUUGGCCUCUGAGAUUUACGAAAGCUCUCAUCUAAAUGACCAACCGGAGAAAGAAACAGACGUUAACAUUAGUAAGAAUGUGCAGGAGGAACAACACAGUGAACCCCAGGAAGAGGUGGAUGUACAUGAAUCAGUGUUGGAGGAGCAAAUGAACGAGCUUACGAUUUCUGAAGUCCCAGAUGAAUCAUGUCAGGAUACAGAACGGGAUGACCUCAGCGAUUGUGUGCAUGUUGAGAUGGCUAUUAUUUCAUCAGACAGCGAUCUGGAGGAAUCCUGUAGAUCCCCAGCUCCAUCAACUGUUGACAAAGAAGAAACUGAAGAAAAUUGCGAUCUGUUGGGAGUAGCUGAACCCGAUUUAUACCCAGAAGACCAAGCGAGACAGGAGGACGAUGCAGUGACCGAAAGCACUGCUGAAAGUGAAGAAACAGUCAUGGACAUAACCAUCAGUGAAAGUGAUAUUUUAGAGCAACCCGACUAUCCCACCGAAUGCGAGCUUCAAGAUAUUUCGUUAAAUUCCUCUGCCCAUCACUGCAGUCUGACCAAGAUUCCAGAGGAUGAAGGAGAGCUUGAAAAGAGCUCAAUGCACAACCUCCAGCGCCUGUCUUGUUCAACGUCAGAACUAGACAAAAAGUUGCCACAAGACUUCUGCGUGGUUCAGGAAAUAAAAAGCGAGAACGUCAGCACGGAGCAUUUGGAUUUCAGGGUGGCUCGCAGGCAAUGGCAAAAGAUAGAGGAGCAAACCAAGGGUCAGGUGCACCGGCCAAUGGUGAGACACGGGUCUUGCCAGAGUGGUCACAGCUUCAUGUACACACCCGUGCGCAACAUCGACCGCCCAAGAAAAGACCACGACACGGACAGUCUUGGCCUGGGUGAUUACCAGUACACUCAGUUUAGCCCCUGUUCUGAGGACUCUGGUUUGGACGACACAAGCUAUAGGUCCCCUUACGAUGAGCCGGAGAACCCAGUGGAGAGGGAGAUCCGUGAAGCGCUGGAGAGAGAAGAGAAUUUCAGACACGAGAGAGCAAAGGCAAAUGCCUCUGCCGGCACCAGACCUGGCGGUCUUCCGCACAGCAGAUCAGAACCUGGAGAAAGAGGAAGGAUGUUCAACACACCAGAGGACAGAUGCAGGUCCCAGAGAUCUUCUAGUGCGACAACUCAUUCGUCUGUAAGAAGUCCCACAUACCACGAAAUGACAGCCAAUAACGUCAUAAUACUCGAGCCGGAUUCCUAUCCCACAAGCUCACGGAAUAGAGGGAAGGGUGGUCUGCUCUCUCCAGGGACGAGCGGUUUCCAAGAAUGGCCUUCAGACACAAACAACGUCAUUAUUCUGGAGACGUCGAAUCUCAUCAUCCGAAGUGCCUCAGAAUUCUGUCUGAGCACUGCGUGCCAGGAGACACAAGAAAGCACGUUCAAUAAUAAUCCCUUCUUUAAACUCCGCUCCCAUAGCACGCAGUCUCUGGUGGACCAGGAGAUCAAGAUAGUUAAAGAAAGAGAAGAGGAGCUUAAGAGGCAGAGGGCACAACUGAAUGCAAAGGAAAGAUAUGACACGGUCCUUGUGUCCCCCAGCCAGCUGCAGAACUUCACAUAUGAGAGACCAGGAGAGGCACAUGUGAAAUCUAAGUCAUCCCCCUCAUCCCCAUCAAAGACAAGCAAAAUGGACCGGUCCACUUUGUCAUGUGACAACAAGUUUUACAGGUGAAACUUUCUCCUUCAGCUCCCUGAGUCACCUUUCCUUCGAGUGAGACGGAAAAGUGCACUGGUCCAGAGGUGGGAAGCAGGUAUCUUUGCCAAUCAUCAGCAACAAGACUGAAUGAUUUGACUUAAUGAAGUACAUUAGCAAAAAUUAAGACUCCAUAACAGUGUAAGCACAUAGAGGUAUAGAAAGUCCAACAUUUAGUACUACAAUGAACCUGAAAUCUAUUAGCAUGUGAUAGAGGGAAUGCAUGUGUCGGAGCAUGACCUCUUGGCUGGCAAUACAUGCAGCAAAAUGACUGCUUAUGAUAUCAGGAAACGCAAUUCUGUGCAACAUUUCAGUAUCCAGGAUCACCUUUUUCCUCUGUUAGUCGCAGUGAAGCCGCAAGCAUAAGCAGCAGUAACCGUCGAGUCCAGCUGCUUGUAAUUUCAGCAAUAAUUGCGUGUUUUAGUCCCGGUUUCUGUGUUCCUCCUAUUCUCCUCAGCCAUUUUACCGCGUGUUUUACCACUCAGGAGAACGUGUCUCAGUGCUCAAGGGGGGCUUGUCCCGGCGUGUUCACGUGGAAAAGUGACGUUGACGCAUACCCUCUAUUACAAAUAUUCAAAAAUUUAGCCAAUGCAAAGCUAACCUUUUUACAAUUUAGAUGUGAAUAGUAUUUUCGUUCUGAAUGUUAUCCUGGAUAUACUUUUAUAUUAUUGCACAUGAAGCACAAUUUAUUAGAAAAUUGCACUAUGUACAAAAGAGCCAAACAUUGAGAACAUUAUUCCUAUACAUGCAUUAAAAAGAUUAUGGACCAAUAAUUUCUUGAUCGUUAUAAUAUUUUCAUCUCUUUAACUAUAAAAGAAUUAACUAUAAAAAGAAAUACCAUCUUUGAUUUCAUCUGAUCAAAAGUGCGAUUUUAGACAGGCAAUAGAAUUGUACAGAAUGUUUAACAUAAUAGAGUUUGGAUGUAAUGUAAUUAUUGGAGUAUAUUUUGGAUGUAGCUCCCAGAAGUGUUACAAGAUGAGUAGCUGGUUUCAUAAUUAUUGUGAGCCUAUAAUCUUUUUUUGUUGUUGCUUUGACUGCCUGCUAAAAAUGUGAACAUUUAUUCAUAUGUGAAAAUACUUAAUUUAACAUGUUUGAAUUUCACUUUAUAAUAUUCGUGUUGCAUCACAUAUGUUUUUUUUUUUUGCAGUAUGCCAAUGCAAAAUAGAGUUAUAACAUUUAAAUAAAACAUUAAAUUGAAAUUCAAGACA